Micromonas pusilla CCMP1545 is the source of this 582-nucleotide messenger RNA. RefSeq lists its product as uncharacterized. Gene Ontology annotation, biological process: Golgi calcium ion homeostasis; Golgi calcium ion transport; manganese ion transmembrane transport. Lineage: Eukaryota; Viridiplantae; Chlorophyta; Mamiellophyceae; Mamiellales; Mamiellaceae. The annotation marks the transcript as partial. The record is from RefSeq and is a predicted model, not a curated record. Gene Ontology annotation, molecular function: calcium ion transmembrane transporter activity; manganese ion transmembrane transporter activity. The transcript has a single exon. Gene Ontology annotation, cellular component: Golgi apparatus.
GACGCGUUCUUGUCCUCCGUAUCCAUGAUCCUCGUCUCCGAGAUGGGCGACGAGACGUUCAUCAUCGCGGCGAUCAUGGCGAUGCGCCACCCCCGCGUCGUCGUCUUCUCCGGCGCGAUCGCCGCGCUGUCGAUAAUGACCGUCCUGGGCGUCGCCCUCGGCCUCGUCGUCCCGAACCUGAUAAGCAAAGACACCGUGUCCAAGGCGGCGUUCGUGCUGUACACCUUCUUCGGCUGCCGUCUCCUCUACAUCGCGUGGAAGGCGGACCCGGCGGCGACGAUGCAGGAGGAGGUGUCCGAGGUGGAGGAAAAACUCGGCGGGGGUUUGGGACCGAAACCGCCGGCGGGGCCGCUGCGACGCGCGCUCAAUCGCGUGUGCACGCCCAUCUUCUUGGAGGCGUUCAUCCUGACGUUCCUCGCGGAGUGGGGGGACCGCUCGCAGAUCACGACGAUCGCGCUCGCGGCGCACAAGGAGCCCUACGGCGUCGUCGUCGGCGGGAUCAUCGGACACGCGUUUUGCACCGGGUUGGCGGUGCUCGGCGGACGCGUCAUCGCGCUGAAGAUAUCGCAGAGGGUCGUCGCG